CUUUAAUUCCUUUAUCCGAGUUAUGCGAUGCCCACACAAUGAAGAAGUAUGGGGUUAACCCUGACCCAGAAACAUUGGAUAUGGUAACCCUUGCUGCUAGACAGAAGGAGAUAAUGGUAGUCCUGAAAAUUUACUGGGGAGAUGCUCGAGAGAAGUUAUGUGAAGCAAUUGACAAAACUCCCUUGAGCUGUCUGGUCAUUGGAAACAGAGGGCUUGGAAAGCUCAAGAGGGCCAUCAUGGGCAGCGUUAGCAACUAUGUUGUGAAUAAUGCUACAUGUCCUGUUACUGUUGUGAAGCAUGCAGAUGAAUAGUUUUGCAAUAUGCAAUGCGGGUUUAUUUUGUCAUUGAAAUCUAAGCUUAUGUUAAAAUAAUCUUGUUUGUUUUCUAAGCUUGAUGUUGGAUCAAGCUUCUAUAUUAAUGUGUACUUUGAACAUGUCCAUGCUAUGUGUGUAUUAUGUACCCUCAUGUUGAACCUCUCUAAUUCCUAUAUCACCAUGAGUUGCUGCUGCAGUAAAUAAACAUUUUGGAACUCUUCAA
Molecule: messenger RNA, 537 nt
Organism: Nicotiana tabacum (common tobacco)
Lineage: Eukaryota; Viridiplantae; Streptophyta; Magnoliopsida; Solanales; Solanaceae
Source: RefSeq, a predicted model, not a curated record